Hevea brasiliensis (rubber tree) is the source of this 2219-nucleotide messenger RNA. RefSeq names its product protein DETOXIFICATION 40. The coding region runs from base 223 to 1755 and encodes 510 amino acids. NCBI's taxonomy places the organism in Eukaryota, Viridiplantae, Streptophyta, Magnoliopsida, Malpighiales, Euphorbiaceae. Gene Ontology annotation, biological process: xenobiotic detoxification by transmembrane export across the plasma membrane. Gene Ontology annotation, molecular function: antiporter activity; xenobiotic transmembrane transporter activity. The record is from RefSeq and is a predicted model, not a curated record. The transcript is spliced from 8 exons. Gene Ontology annotation, cellular component: membrane.
GAAACAGAUGGAACAUGCACAGUGAUAACAUUUCAAGAAGCAUUCGAACAAGCAUCAAGUGAUCUACAAGCUUAGGAAGCUAGCUUUGGGAAUUUUACUGUAGCCUUUCCUUUUCCUUUUUAAAUAACAAUUAAAUAUUAUAAUAUGGAAGAUGAUGAAAUCAGAAAACCGUGAAUAAUUUUCUUUCAUUUGUCUCAAUCCUUCAAAAUUCAGAGCCCAUUCAUGGAGUCUCAGGAUGAACUCCAGGAACCCAUUUUACAGUCACUGCCUGAUUCACCUGCCCAUUCUGAAGGGAACUCCAGGCUCGAAAAGGUGCUGAACGAUCACCAAUUGCCGUACAUCAAGCGCCUCCGUUUGGCUUCAUGGAUUGAACUUAAGCUCCUCUUCCGCCUGGCUGCACCGACAGUUUUUGUUUACAUGAUCAACAAUUUGAUGUCCUUAUCCACCAGAGUCUUCGCCGGCCAUCUCGGUAAUCUUGAGCUUGCUGCCGCCUCUCUUGGCAAUAGCGGCGUCCAACUCUUUGCCUAUGGCCUCAUGUUGGGGAUGGGAAGUGCAGUGGAAACUCUAUGUGGUCAAGCUUAUCGAGCUCACAGAUAUGAAAUGCUUGGCACAUACCUCCAAAGAGCAACGGUUGUGCUAACUAUAACUGGGAUACCAAUUACUAUGAUUUACCUUUUCUCAGAGCCUAUCUUGCUCUUACUGGGAGAGCCAAGCAAGGUGGCAGCAGCAGCCGCAGUGUUUGUUUAUGGUCUAAUACCUCAAGUUUUUGCUUAUGCUGUGAAUUUUCCGACACAAAAAUUCCUUCAAGCUCAGGGCAUAGUGAACCCAAGUGCUGUUAUAUCAGCAACUACUCUUGUGCUGCACUUAUUUCUCACCUGGCUUGCAGUGUAUCAGAUGGGUUUGGGAUUAAUAGGCACUUCAUUGGUGUUAAGCUUGUCAUGGUGGAUCAUAGUUGGUGCCCAGUUUAUUUAUAUAGUGAAAAGUAGUCGGUGUAAGCAGACAUGGAAUGGUUUUACCUUGCAGGCCUUUUCUGGACUUUGGGAGUUUGUGAAACUAUCACUAGCAUCGGCAAUAAUGCUGUGCUUGGAGACUUGGUACUUUCAGAUAUUAGUGUUGAUUGCUGGUCUGCUCAAGAACCCUGAGAUUGCCUUGGAUUCCCUUGCUGUAUGUACGGCUGUAAGUGCGUUGCUAUUCAUGGUCUCAGUCGGAUUCAAUGCAGCUGCAAGUGUCAGAGUUAGCAAUGAAUUAGGAGCAGGGAAUCCCAAGUCAGCAGCAUUCUCAGUUGUGAUGGUGACUCUGGUUUCCUUCAUAAAAGCAGUUAUAGAAGCUGUGAUUGUGCUUGCUCUACGCGAUGUAAUUAGCUAUGCUUUCACUAGUGGAGAAACUGUAGCCAAUGCUGUCUCAGAACUUUGUCCUUUUUUGGCAGUCACCCUUGUACUUAAUGGGGUUCAACCAGUCCUCUCCGGGGUUGCUGUUGGGUGUGGAUGGCAAGCAUUUGUGGCAUAUGUAAAUGUGGGAUGCUAUUAUGUGGUUGGAAUUCCUGUGGGUUGUCUUCUUGGGUUUAAGUUCGAUCUUGGUGCAAAGGGAAUAUGGGGUGGGAUGAUAGGAGGAACUGUGAUGCAGACUUUCAUUUUAUUAUGGGUGACUUUGUGCACAGAUUGGAACAAAGAGGUAGAGAAGGCUAAAAUGCGUUUGGACAAAUGGGAUGACAAAACAAAGCAGCAUCGACCAUCACAGGAUUUCUCACAUUCAUAAAUAAAUGUUCUGAACAAACAUUAAUUAACCAAAUUAUUUUUUCAAUUAUCACCAUCUGUCGAAUGUGGCUGAUUAUUGCUAACCGUUUGAUUGCUGGACUUCGUGAGAGCGAAAGCUAAAGCAUCUCUUUUAAUAAUUAAAUUGAAAUAAUUAUGCUUAUUGAGCCCCUACCUUCCAUCAAUGAGGUUUUCUUCAACAAGAGAGGCGGAUGUCUAAUGAUCUUAAUCCCAAGGUGUUUGUAAAUAAAUCUGUUCCAAAUUCAAGCGCUUACAAGAUGGCGUUGCUGCUUUUUGUGGGUCGAUUUUAUUCCUUGUUGCGCUGAUUUUGUUUGCCAAUUUGUGGCUUUCCUUGUUUUUUUCGUUGGUUUUAUAUUCUUUGUUCUUGAUUUGUAGUUGAUUUUCUAUAGUUUGCUUCUCUAAGUAUAUUCUCUUCUUUAAUAAAAUAUUUUGCUUAUAAAGGAGAAA